Molecule: messenger RNA, 2268 nt
Organism: Drosophila hydei
Lineage: Eukaryota; Metazoa; Arthropoda; Insecta; Diptera; Drosophilidae
Gene: mIF2
Product: translation initiation factor IF-2, mitochondrial
Exons: 5
Coding region: 136-2196 (686 amino acids)
Molecular function (GO): GTPase activity; GTP binding
Source: RefSeq, a predicted model, not a curated record
UGCUUACGGUCACAUUGGCAGAGAGCACCUUGCUUUGGAAAAAUAGUGUUUUAAAUUACACAAUAGCUAUAUUUUAAAAGAAACCAAUGAGUAUAAGAUAUAAAGUGAAAAUACAAAUCAAUAAAACGGCGUAAAAUGCUUAGAUUAAGCCAUAUCUUUCGACUUGGCAGCACAAUGCGGCAACGCCAACUUCAUACCGGCGUUACAAGACUCAAGCGCCGCAAGACAGCUGAAGAGAAGAAAUCCCCUCGAAUUAUAGAGUAUUCGCCCAAGAAGUUGCAAUCUUCCAAUGCAGCGACCGCACACGGCACCACCGACAUUUGGCGAUACAUGACCGUAGCAGAGCUGGCAAAAACAUUGGAAAGGCCUUUGGACGAUGUCCAGGAGGCCAUGUUGUAUGUGCCUGGCGCGGACAACAUCGAGGCGGGCGCCAAACUGGAGGAUUUGAAGAUCAUUCAGAACAUUGCUAAGAAGUUGGGCGCUAAAACACGUGUUGUGGCCGCACCUGAAGCAGGCACAGAGGACGAGCACAAGGACCGUGAUGUCUUACCUCGGCCACCCGCUCCGCCAGAGCUGCUAAAACACCGUUCACCAGUGGUCACUGUGAUGGGUCAUGUGGAUCAUGGCAAAACAACGCUUUUGGAUUCUCUGCGAGGGGCAGAUGUCGCUGCUGGCGAAGCAGGUGGUAUAACACAGCAUAUUGGCGCCUUCACUGUUACACUGGAGAACGGCGAAAAGGUCACGUUCUUGGAUACCCCUGGACAUGCCGCAUUCAGUGCUAUGCGAGCUCGCGGGGCCGUUGCCACAGAUAUUAUUGUGCUUGUUGUAGCCGCCGAGGAUGGUGUGAUGGCACAAACCCGUGAGGUCAUUCAGCUGGCUAAAGAGGCACAGGUGCCCAUAAUCGUAGCGUUGAAUAAGAUUGACAAGCCCGAAGCGAAUAUAGAAAAGAGCAAACGCGAAUUGGCGCAAAUGGGCUUGGCACUAGAAGAGCACGGUGGAGAUGUUCAAGUUGUACCCAUAUCGGCACUAAAAGGAACAAAUUUGGAGCUUCUGGCGGAAGCAGUUAGCACGCAGGCUACACUAAUGGGUCUAAAAGCAGAUCCUACAGGUCUUGUGGAGGGCAUUGUAGUUGAGUCCAAGACUGAUCCACGCCGUGGCAAGUUAUCUACGGCCAUUGUCACUCGCGGUACAUUGCGCAAAGGCUCAGUGUUACUGAGUGGGUUAGCGCAUGCUAAAGUACGUGGUCUCUUCGAUCACAAUGGGACGCCGGUAGCAGAGGCCGCGCCUGGCACGCCUGUGGAAAUACUAGGUUGGCGCGAGUUGCCACUGGCUGGUGACCUGAUUCUUGAGGUAGAAACAGAGAAAAAAGCGCAUGCAGCUCUCAAAUAUCGUGAACACCAGGCCCAAGUGGCGAAAGUGGAAUCAAGCAGCGAUGAAAUUCGGAAAAAGGAGGAGGAACAUCAUGCAAAGUAUCGUGCCGAGCGUGAGGCUCGUCGCCUGGCCGGUCGUUUUAGAACGCGAGGCGGCCAACGGGUGAAGCAGGUCGAUAAAAAUGAAGGCGUUCCACGCGUGAGCGUUAUCGUCAAGGGUGAUGUGCAUGGUUCUGUAGAAGCCAUACUGGAUGUGCUGGAUACCUACAAUAGCAACGAUCGCUGCCGCCUCGACAUCGUGCAUUACGGUGUGGGCAAUGUUACCGAAGGUGAUGUUGAGCUGGCCAAAGCAUUUAAUGCUAUAAUUUAUGCCUUUGCCGUGGAAACGCCACAGGCCAAGCAGGUCAAGGAUGUGAAUGUUAAGAGCUAUAAUGUCAUAUAUCGUCUGAUUGAUGAUCUCAAGGAGCAGUUGAGCAGUCAAUUGCCAGCUGUGGAGGUGGAGGAGCAGCUCGGUGAAGCUAAUGUGCUGCAACACUUCUUUAUCAAUGAGGGGCGCAAAGAGAUCCCGGUGGCUGGUUGCCGCUGUACCAAGGGAGUUCUUAAGAAGGCCCAAAGGUUCCGCUUGAUAAGAGAUGGCGAGGUCAUUUACGACGGUGUCUUGGAGUCGAUGCGUCAUUUGAAAAACGAGGUGGAUUCCAUCAAAAAAGACGUAGAGUGUGGUUUGCGCUUUAAGGAUGCCAAGGUACUGCCGCAGCCGGGGGACAUAAUACAAUGCUUUACCACGCACAUGGAGGCGCAGAAAACGGAUUGGGAUCCUGGCUUUUAGUUAAUUGCCGUUGAAUAACUGAUUUAUAUUGUUGCCGCUGCUAUUGUUAUCGCCAUUUCAUACAUAUAUCUA